This is a messenger RNA of Solanum dulcamara, 1911 nucleotides long. Its product is annotated as protein FREE1-like. The transcript is spliced from 10 exons. Gene Ontology annotation, biological process: multivesicular body assembly; intralumenal vesicle formation. Lineage: Eukaryota; Viridiplantae; Streptophyta; Magnoliopsida; Solanales; Solanaceae. The coding region runs from base 148 to 1572 and encodes 474 amino acids. Gene Ontology annotation, molecular function: ubiquitin binding; metal ion binding. Gene Ontology annotation, cellular component: ESCRT I complex; late endosome membrane. The record is from RefSeq and is a predicted model, not a curated record.
GUUCCUGAUAAAACUGACCCGGUCCAAGUUUCUGUGUCGUCAUCUCAACAAACUUAACUUCACCAUUUGUUCUUCUUCCUCUGUUUUCACCAUUUGAUUAAUAUCCGUCUAAAUCCUCUUCUUCUCCGAUCCGUACAUUCUCCAGACAUGCAUAACGGCGACGUUGGCUCUUCCUAUUACAAACCUCACUUGCAGAACCCAAACCCUAGCUCUACUCCCCCCGAUCAUCCCACCGCCUUUCCCCUCCACUACGCCUCCGCUCCUCCUGAACCGUCCGGUUACUCUUCCUCCGACUACUCCACCACGUUCCCACCUUAUUCUCACAACUCCGCUGAUCAUUACCCAAAUCAACAACAACCUUACACUGACCCGAAUUAUUAUUAUUCCACGUAUGAUCAAAAUCAAACCACUCUGAGUUACGAUUAUAGGAUGCAGAAUCCUUCUAAUUAUCCUUCGUCUCCUCAUCAUACAAUCGAGAAUAAUGGAUCAUAUGGUGACCAAGCUUCUUAUGAUUCGGGUAUUUAUAAAUAUAAUGGUAGGAAAGAGGACUUGUAUAAAGACAGUCGAUCCGAGUCGAAUAUGGGGGUGAUGUUUGAUGAUUAUGGUAGGCCUAUCAAUAUUCAAAAUCAAGGAUAUGAGAGUAAUCGUAAAAUUGUGAAAGCAACCCCAAAGAUGGAGGAACAACAGGAUGUUACAGCUGGUGUGUUGAAGUUCCGCGUCAAACUUUUAUCAGAAGGGAUUGGUCAGAGCGACAUGGAUGUGCUUUGUCAGAUUGGUCUAGAUGGGAUCCGCUUACUUGAUCCUGCUACGAGCCGAAUUCUGAGAAUAUAUUUGCUGGAGAAUGUGACAAGAUGUGAGGUGUUGGAUUCAUAUAUAUUUGCAUUUUGGGCCAAAAACUCGGUUGACAUGGAACCUAGACGUAUCAGGCUGAAAUCAAAUAGCUAUACCGUGAACAAUAUGCUGGACACUGUGACAGCCGCAAGUAUUCAGAUCAAGGAGAUGGGUGAGAGUAAUAAACCUUCGGAUUCAUUCAAGGGAUCUGAGCAAGCUGCUGAGAAGAAGAAAGGUUUUGUUGAUUUGAUGAAGUUGAUGAGGCCACACAAUGAAGAGAAAGAUUUCUGGGUUCCUGAUGAAGCAGUUCGAAAGUGCACUGCUUGUGCAGCAGAUUUUAGUGCUUUCAAUAGGAAGCACCACUGCAGGAAUUGUGGGGAUAUUUUCUGUGACAACUGCACGCAGGGUAGAGUUGCCCUCACUGCGGAUGAAGAUGCACAGCCAGUUCGAGUUUGUGACCGAUGCAUGGCAGAGGUAACUCAGAGACUCAGCAAUGCUACGGAAUCAAUGACAAAAAUUGCUGCAUUGCAAAGUCAUGAGGACCUUACAAGAAAACUCAAGGAGGUGAUGGACAAAAACCGCAAGACCUCGACAGGUCCUAGUUCUCAAGGAUCUAAGGGGAUGCGAGAGGUAGAGUGCCCAACUUGCACGGUCCAUUUGCAGGUUGAAGUGCCAGCUUCUGGAUCAGAAACGAUAGAGUGCAGCGUUUGCCAGCAUCCGUUCCUUGUUAGUGCCCAUUGAUCUGAAGAGUUUGCUUUUGUAAUAGCCCGGUGUUAAAACCCAGUGUGAUCCGUCCUUUUAACUUAUAGUUUUCAAAAAGUAUCGUGGUCUUUACUGAGUGAUAAUUGUAUUACUCUAUUUCAUAAUGUAGAUUUAUGUACAAAGGGGGUACAGUAGUUGUACCAUCUGUAUAGUGCGGUUUGGGAAGUAAACUUACAAGUAGUGGUGGCAAAUUUGGCCGGGUCAACAUAAAAUGGGUAAUAAAUAUUUUAUAUGGGUAAAAAUACUAGUUUACCCAGAAUUAUCAAUAUUUUCAUGAGUAAAUAGUACUCUACUUUACAAUUGAAUAUGGAGAAAAUA